This is a messenger RNA of Habropoda laboriosa, 900 nucleotides long. RefSeq names its product UPF0602 protein C4orf47 homolog. The transcript is spliced from 3 exons. Gene Ontology annotation, cellular component: centrosome. NCBI's taxonomy places the organism in Eukaryota, Metazoa, Arthropoda, Insecta, Hymenoptera, Apidae. The record is from RefSeq and is a predicted model, not a curated record. The coding region runs from base 1 to 900 and encodes 299 amino acids.
AUGGACAGAAAGUUCCUCGUUUCAUCCUACCACUUCUGUCUUAUUUUCCAAGGGUAUUUUCAUGAUCCAUCCCCGGCGCCUUUCGACAAGUAUUUGGAAGUUCCAGUAAAAUUUCGCGAAGGUAUCGAGAAAGGACCUCAAAUGCUUUCGGGACCACCGGUUCGUUUAUUCGAGAAAAAAUUUGAGAGAAUUUUCACCGGAGAGGCGCUGUACGAAUCGUGGAGUAUCGAAGCACAAGAACGGUUGCAACGCGAACGAGGGAAACUCGGUGGUCGUAUGCUGCCAUCUUCUCCUGCAAAGAAACACUCGACACCAGGUGAUUGGCAUGGAUGUUUCGAAAAAAUUGCUUACUUCAGUCCUGCACUGAAAGAUCGUAGAAGAAGACGCCUGGCACCUGAGCCUCCCAAUCCAAAGAUCAAGCCUAAUCCUCGUGGAGGACCAGGAUACACUGACAUUUGUUUCAAUCCUUUUCCGUCGUAUUCACACGAACCUUAUGAUCUUCAAAGAGAAAAAGUGCGAGCUGAGGCUCGAUUCUUGACUGCCAGCGCGCCACUCGAUCGUUUCCCGCCAAAUCCGUACAAAGACAAGGAGCCAGGUCCAACUUACAUACGACCAACUGAGGACGCGCCUAAGAUAAUAGGCUCCGGUCGAUUUUACGUCCCAUUCCCUAAGAGAUCCGGAGGAAAUCACUCUGGCUGCUUCGACAAAUUCCCAAAGUAUUCUAGCGAACCGUACGACCCGGAGAAGGAUCCUAAGGAGGUGGCUGGUGUGUUUGUCAUUGGCGGUCCACCCCUGCGAUCCAAGUACACCAAUAGUAUUGUAGAUCAAGUGACCAAGACAUCCUGUAACGCGACGAAUUAUAUGGGCUACAGGGAACAAGUUUAUCCUCUGGACAAAUAG